AUGAGCGAUCCAAUUCAGGGUCAAAUCUCGGUAAUAAAGCCAUUUCUUGAAGAGUUAAAUGGGAAUUCAUUCUUUAAAAAGGAGAAGGACCUAAAAGAAAAGCUUACAAAAGCAAUUAAUUCACUUCAACAAUCUGAUGUUUCAAUAACUAUUGAUUUAAUAAUAGCAUUACUCUCAGUAGAAAAGAAAAACAUCAGAGUUCAAUGCAUUGAAACACUUUGCAACUUAUUUUCUGCAAGAGAACUCGAGUUUUUCUUGGCUGCAAACACAUCUACAUUAAUUCUUCAUAAACUAAUCGAUAUACUCCAAGAACAUAAAUCACCACAAUAUAAUGAAGUGAUCAAAUGCUUAUCUGCAUUCAUUAAAUCUCAAAAUCAACAAUUAUAUCUUCAUAACGAUGAUUUACAAGACUUUUUAUCAGCAACAUUAGCGCAAUUAGAUACGAAUCCAAAUGUAGAAAAUAGAAAGGCCGUGGAAACAGUCUUAACAUCAUUUAUUGAAGUAUUACAAAAUUCAUUACAAUCAAUGGACAAAAUAGCCAUUUCAGAUUAUAAAGUAACAGUUUCUACAAUUGUUAAAUUCAUCGGUCCAUCUCUACAAGAAAACUCUCUCUCAGUUUUGCUAAAUAUCAUUCAAAAGUUAGUUUUCGAAGCUCCUGAUUCUCUCAAGGACACAAACAAAUACAAACAGAUAGCCAUGGUCGAUGUACCUCAGUUAUUCAUUCAAAUUGCGUUUGCAGCGCCAGAUACUUUUUAUGAUCAGAUUCUUGAGAUGUUUCAGAAGUUUAUUGCAAUGGGUGACUUCAUUAUACCAUCUUUUCCAGCUAUUAUCGCUCAAUUGAUCACUCCUGCCUUCGAAAGCAAAAGUCAAUCGAUUGUCAAAGCUGUUUCGUAUUUAGAAGCCAUCUCUUCACUCGAAAGCCAUGUAUUACUAACAGUAUUCGCAAUGUGCGACUGCUCAUCAACAGAUAGUUACAGAGUUUUCGAAAAUCUUGUAAAUUCAAUUACGCAAUGCAUUUUAUUGUUUUCAUCAAAUGCAACUGUAGCUAUUUCUUGCUUGAGAUGCUUAGACUCCAUACUAAUUUCAUUCAGAAACUUUUUCUUGACGGCAGGAGCCAAAUCCGACGAUGAAAAGAGCGACAACGAAAGAUUUGUAUUAGAAAAGAAGAUGACCAUGGAAGGUUGUGCCGCAAUCUUCAACAAAUCGAUCAAACAAGGCAUACAAUCCUUAAUUCAGUCAGAAUUAGUUGAAGAUGACCUUUACAAGAUCGGCGUUUUCCUCAGAUCAUCACCUCUCCUGAAUCCUACAAAUAUUUCCGAGUACAUAGUCAAGCCAGAGAACCAAAAAGCCUUAGAAGGUUUUAUCUCCACAUUUAAUUUCCAAAAAGUGACACUUGAUCAAGCUCUUCGUGAUUUAUGUUCAAGUUUCUUAUUACCAGGCGAAGCACAACAGAUUGACAGAGUCAUGAUUUGUUUUUCGAAGAAAUACCAUGAAGAUAAUCCCGAAAUUAUGACAGAAGAUGCUGCUUACGCCAUUUCUUUCUCAAUCAUCAUGUUGCAAACAGAUUUGCAUAACGAGAACAUCAAGAGAAAGAUCACAUGUGAAGAAUGGAUCAAAAAUACAAGAGAAGUUGAAUUUGCCAGGGAAGUUCCCCUGUCAGAUUUAAAUGACAUUUACGAGCGGGUUAAAAAUAAACCUCUCAAAAUGAAAACCAUCUUUACAACGGACGGAAAUCAAGAGCAGAACCAAAAGAAGAGUCGCCAGUUACUCAGAGACUUGAUGGAACGUUCGAAUAAAGAAGGUUUGCCUUCAUUAUCCCGUGAAUUGUUAAUUUUAAUAAUUGAAAGAUUGUGGCCGUCACUUUUUGCCUGUUUGUCACUUUUGCUCUCAAAUUAUGCCAUACCUGAGAUUGUGCAAGUUGAUUUAGAUUGUAUUUCUCAGUUGAUUUUCUUCCUUUCUAAUUUUUCGAUGCAGAAAGAGCUCGAAAGUAUUUUGAGUUUUCUUUGUAAUUAUUGUCAAAUUUCGAACGGCCAAUGCCAAACUUUGGCCAUUUCCAAAGCGUGUUCUCUUGCUAAAGAAUGUGGAGAAGGGUUUGGUAACUCUUGGACAUAUCUUUUGCAGCUGUUUUCCAAGAUUUACACUUGGGGAUCGAAUGAUUUAGAAGCCAUUGAUUCUUCUGCGAAACAAAACACUAAAACAACAACAGAAAUCAAUCAUACACAAGAGAUUGAUUCAGUGUUCAUGAAUGCCAAGUGUUUGCCUGGUUUCGCAUACGUAGAAUUCGUAAAGGCCAUGUGCAAUGUCGCAACAGAAGAGUUAUGCAUGAAUCCGCCAGUAAUUUUCACUUUACAAAAAAUCAUUGAAUUGAUGAAAGAAUCUUUCGACAGAGUUAGAUUCAUAUGGAUACAGAGUUGGAUGCUUGUUAGAGCACAAUUCAAUAGGACAGCAUGUCUAGGACAUAAUGAAAUAUCAAUGUACGCAAUUGAUGGACUUCGUCAAGUAGUAAUUUCUUGUUUUAAUUUCAAAGAAAUGUGGUCUCAAUUCCAAAUUGAUAUUUUGUCACCUUUUUUGACAAUUUUUAUGAAUAACUGUCUUUUAGAGCCGAGGAAAUUAGUUUUGAGUAUUGUAGAAGUUGUUAUUCCUAAGAUAGAUACUGCAUGGGAUGUAAUUAUUGAGUUAUUGGAAGCUGCUUCUUGUGAUUCAGAAAUUUCAAUAAUUCAAUCAUCAUUCCAGAUCUUUUCCAAUAACUAUUUGCAGAUUCCUACCCGCCAUGACUUGAAAGUGUUCCUAAUUAUGGCGAAUUACAUAAUACAACAGUAUGUUCCUUCAUUAAAUUUGGAAUCCGCAAAAUUACUUCCAAAGAAGUCAGAAGAGACACAAGAGAUAACAUCUGAAUACAUAGAAGUACUUCCAAGCAUCAUCUACACAACAGAUAACAAAAAUGUCAUUGAAUUUGUGACAGAUUCUUAUUUUAUUUUGCUAAACAAAUAUAUUCAGAAGCAAGAUAAAAUACAAACAAUCGCUGAACAUAUUAUGCCCAUUUUCGCACAGACACCUUUGAUUUCUGUGCCUUUUAUGUAUAAAUCAAUGUCAAAAUACUUAAUUAGCUGUUCGACCAACGAAAAUGACAUGAUUAUCCCACAGACAUUGAUUCCUUGGGCAUCAUCGAUGUUUAUUCAGCUCAUGGACUUCGAAAUUAUCCAUGUUUUCAUCGAAGAAACUGCAAAAGUUUCAAUUUUGAACGAAGAAAUGAAAGAAAUUGCGACAAAGUCGAUUUCAUUAGUUCUGAAUAAUGAUUCGCUCCAAGAACAAGCUAAAGAAUAUCCAAAAUUACUGGAAGAUGCUUUAGUUUUCGUGAAAGAAAAUAAAUUACCAAAAGUGUCACUUUUGAUUUCAAAAAUUUCAUCAAAACUUAAAUUAGUUCAAGUCGAGAGUUUAUCUAUUGAAAUAAUCUUUUCCUUCUUAUCAGAAGGAGCAUUACAAGACGAUGAAGUUGCUGAUGCUGUCAUUUGUGCACUGAAAAUGUUGAAUGAAAUGAAUCAAAACAAAUUAACUUUGAAAGUUGUUGAAAAAAUUGUUGGAGAAUCGAAAUCGAUGAAUUCGCGUUUCUUCAAACAAAAGAAGAAUGAAGCAAUUGUUGCUUGCUUGGAAUUCCUUUCAAAUCCUUCACAGGAAAUAAGAGAACUUGUUAAGUCACUUGCUUUAAGCUUAGUCGACUUGUAA
Trichomonas vaginalis G3 is the source of this 3723-nucleotide messenger RNA. RefSeq names its product regulation of ARF protein signal transduction. NCBI's taxonomy places the organism in Eukaryota, Parabasalia, Trichomonadida, Trichomonadidae. The coding region runs from base 1 to 3723 and encodes 1240 amino acids. Gene Ontology annotation, molecular function: guanyl-nucleotide exchange factor activity. The transcript has a single exon. Gene Ontology annotation, biological process: regulation of ARF protein signal transduction. The record is from RefSeq and is a predicted model, not a curated record.